AUGAAUUCUAAAGACGACGAGCCCGGCGAGGACGAGACCGAUGAUCAAAUAGACUUAGCGAAGGGUCCUGUGAGACCAAGAGACCAAGACCCUCAUCUUACGAGCAAGCCCCAACUCUUCAACUGUUAUAAUGAAAAAUUCUUCAUGAACUUUCUUGAAGAGGUUGAGGAGAGCGAAAAGGGACAGAAGCAGGAAAUUAUGAAAAUGGCAUUGAGAGGACGAGCGUUUGGCGCGGAUUUGGGAAAUGGUCGUUACGCAGAAAAGCAAGAAAGAGCAAAUUCGAAAAUACAUUGA
Messenger RNA from Acaulospora colombiana, 294 nucleotides. NCBI's taxonomy places the organism in Eukaryota, Fungi, Glomeromycota, Glomeromycetes, Diversisporales, Acaulosporaceae. The record is from the annotation of a GenBank genome assembly.